GAUGAUGUUAUUUAUUUAUUUCUUCUAUGUUCACUGUUCAGUCGUUAGUAACGAACUGAACGAAUCGUGAUAGUGCCAAAAACCCUACCCAGGAAAACUCAAGGUUAAGAACUAGGGUUUUUGUAUCUGUCAUUGGCAUCGUGGACAUGGAUUCGCCGGAAACUGAAUCCACGGACUCCGCACAGACGCACGAUAGCGAUCUCCUUAUCGGCGAAGACUACGAAGCCAUGUUAAAGCAAUCUAUACAAGAACUGGUAGAUACACGCGGCAAAAGCGUUCAUGAAAUUUCUGCUUUAUUUUCAAAGUUCUUCGUGUUAAUGCGAGCCAAGGUCGAUCCUCCUUUGGAAGCCAUCUGGGUCUACUCUUCAUUGAGCUUUCGCGGCCGCAAAUCAACCGAAGUUGAGCCGCGCGUUCGAUUUUCUGCUGCCAAAGAUCUGUUCGAGUUGCUCCAGGCUUGUUCAGCUCCGUGCGGUGGUUUGAAAAGCAUUGCGUUACUAGCUCCUGUGAUGUUUGAGGUCUAUGCGUUGGUUGUUGAUAUGCGUGAGAAGAAAGAUUUGUCUUCGAAGAGGGACAAGAAGACGAUGAAAGAGAUUGAAUCGUUAAUCGAAGUGGUUCUUGGAUAUAUCAGCGUGUGUCGCUGGGAGGACUCUGACGGGGAAAAAUAUGCUUCGGUUAAUUUGAUUUCUUCAAUAGCGGAUUUAGUUCGCGUUUGGGUGGAGGAUCGGCUUGAGGGAAACAGAGAGGCAAUGGAAGCUCUAGAGUUGUUUUUCCCCAUUUUGAGUGAGGAUGCUCGUACAAGGCUUAAUGUGAGAGAACUUGAUAUUAGUUACUUGGCUGGAGUUGUUGUGUUUGAGGCUUUUUUGUUGAGAAUGUGCUUGAAAUUCGGUGUUGAUGUUCUGAGAUCAGAGUUGCAGAAAGAUUUGAGGACAUGGGCAGUGGGUUCAAUAAACAGCAUUCAGAGCUAUUACUUUUUUGAGGUCCUUGUGAGGAUGCUUUUGGAGCCGACUUUGCCGUUAACCUCCUUACUUGAAUCUGAAGAUGAACUCUUGCUAAGAAAAAUUUUAUACGAUGCUGUGAUAUUGGUGGAUUAUUCCUUCCUCAAACAUCAGAAAACCUUUCAACUGCCUGUUGAGCGCAUGAAGAGUCUUGCCAUGACAAGAUUGAUUGUUGCACAUGAAGCCAUAGAGUUUUAUCGGGAAAGAGGAGAUCAGACAAGAGCUGUCUCUUAUAUAAAUGCCUUCUCCAGAUCUUCUUUACCUUCCCAAAUAAUUAAGUGGGUUACAAGCCAGAUUAGCUGGAAUGCAAAAGAGAGUAAACCAUAUGGGUCCUCUCCUAAAGCUCUUAUAAGAUGGCUUCUAGAACUUGAGGGUCAAGGGUUAAGAAUAUUCAAUGAUAGCAUCUCAAAAUGCCGUGCCAAAUUAGCACUUGAUGUCUCAAAAGCAGACUAUGAGCAACCUUUAAGCAAUGAAGGGCACAAUCGUGUGGAUGCUGAUCUCCUCUUUUACAUUGAUAACAAGGGAGUAGAGGAAGGAGGAAGCCAAGAGGAUGAGAAGAUCGAGUCCACAAGUGCUGCAUUUAUUGCUGCUUCCCACACAAUGAGCACAGAAAAGGACACAGUACAAAAGCGUAAAAUGGGUAGAAAAAGCCGUGAAAGGAAGAAACAUGGCAAGAUUCUUAAGUAUGACCUUCAUGACAUUUCUAAUUCAAGAAAAAAUUCCUCACCUGGGAAUAGUCACGAUGAUUUGAGCAGUGAUAGUGAGGUUGAAAAUCCGCCGUGUGUUGAAGAUAAGCAAGUGAGGGAACAAUGAGGUUCAACAACGGAUAAUGCUGAUAGUGUUAUUUUUGCCAAUUUUGUCAAGUGAGCAUCCUGCCCUGAGAAGUUUUCCAAUGCAGAGAUCAUACUUCAGGGCAGCCACAGGGAGAUGGCAGUAGUAAGCUCCUAUGCUAAUAUUAACACGAGUGUUCUUGCUAGCCAUACAGCUAGUUUUCAAUCAAUUAUUAAGCUUCAAGGCAAUGUCAUGAUGGGAUUAUAUUCGCUCAGUACAAAUGAUGAGAAUCACGAGAUACAAUUUUUGUUUCUAUCAUGUGGCUAUUGCUACAAUAAGUUGUGUUGAGAGAGAGAAGGUUUGAAACUUUAUAGCAGUCUCUACAUGGAAGGGGGUUCAUCCAACGAAUUCUUCAUUUUCUCCUCCUACCAACGUGCUCAUUAUCCUCCCCCCCGUGGCCCCCCUGAAAAUUUAUGUACAGAUAUUAAUUUAAUCAUCUUUGCUUCUACAGGUUUUGUUGCAUAUUUUUUUCUCCUUUUACCCAUACCUAGGCUAUAUUGUACUGAGCAGGGAGCAAACCUAGAAUUAACGAUCAGUGUGCUAGUUUUUAUCAACAUAUGCUACUUGAUAAAAUCUGGAGUAACUGAAGCAUUCCUAUGAAAUGUUUUGGGCAAUAGGUUCAUACUUGGAUCUUGUAAUUACAUGGGCUAAUUUAUUUCUGUAUAAAAAUAUUUUGAUUAUAAACAAAGCGGAUGUGUUUAUGAA
Molecule: messenger RNA, 2531 nt
Organism: Malania oleifera
Lineage: Eukaryota; Viridiplantae; Streptophyta; Magnoliopsida; Santalales; Ximeniaceae
Exons: 5
Coding region: 147-1808 (553 amino acids)
Source: RefSeq, a predicted model, not a curated record